AUGACUCGCCUUUUUCGAUCCAAAUCAUGCGGUGUAGCAGGUUUCAGCGUAUCUGAGUUCAACACUGUUGCUCAACAAGGAAAGGAGAAAGAAGAAAAAGAAGAAGAAUUGGAAAGUGAUGAUGACAAUGAUGAUGAUGAUGAUGAUGAGGAGGAGGAGGAGAAGUACUCAAGCAACAAUGUUUCGAGACAUUUCACGAAAGGAUCCAACAACAAUCAUCAAAACCAGUUUGCAAUAUUGGAUAUUGUUGUUGCUGCUCUUAAGAAAUCGCUUGUUACUUGCAGUGUGGAAAGAGAGGAUGUUUCUUCCUUAGAUAUCAGCUGGCCAACAGAAGUUAGACACGUGUCACAUGUUACUUUUGAUAGGUUCAAUGGCUUCCUUGGUUUGCCUUCUGAGUUUCAACCAGAAGUUCCUACAAGAGUACCUAGCGCAAGUGUGAAGGUAUUUGGAGUUUCUGCCAAGUCAAUGCAGUGUUCAUAUGAUGACAGAGGGAAUAGUGUCCCAACAAUUCUGCUGAGGAUGCAAAAGCAAUUGUACUCCGAGGGAGGUCUUCAGGCAGAAGGAAUAUUCCGUAUUACUGGUGAGAAUAGCCAAGAAGCGUUCGUUCGAGAUCAGUUAAACAAAGGCGUAGUUCCAAACGGAAUCGAUGUUCAUUGUUUAUCGGGAUUGAUCAAGGCUUGGUUUAGAGAGCUUCCAACUGGUGUACUUGAUUCCCUCACAUCGGAGCAAGUGAUGCUAUGCAACACAGAAGAUGAUUGUACAAACCUUGUCAAGUUACUUCCUUCCACAGAAGCCGCUCUUCUCGAUUGGGCGAUAAAUUUGAUGGCUGAUGUUGUUGAGUAUGAGCAGUUCAAUAAGAUGAAUGCGCGCAAUGUAGCUAUGGUUUUCGCGCCUAAUAUGACACAGAUGGCAGAUCCUUUAACUGCAUUGAUUCAUGCAGUACAAGUUAUGAACUUCUUAAAGACAUUGAUUUUGAAGACACUUCGAGAACGAGACGAAUCGAUUUCAAAUUCAAGAUUGCUUUCAAAUAGCAUGGAUUUCACCUCCUGCAAAGAUGAGUUUCCUCCCUUCAACUUCAACCGCGAGGAAUCAUCGUGUGAACUAACCGAGGAUGAUUGUGACAAAAAGGCAUCAACUACCAAAAGAAAAUUCUCAAGGACUUCUACCUUAGGAAGAAUAGAAUGGAGUGUAGAGAAACUCCGAAGCUCCGAGGAAAAGAGAAAUCGUGACGAGGUAUUCAAAUCUUUUUCAGCUGAUAGCGCGACUUCUACAUUUGACAGUGGUCCGUUAGAAAGUAGUUAUAGUUAUCGACGUAAAUAUGACAGCGAACAUUGGUUGCGAUUGAGAAAUGGCGUGCGCAAGUUAUGCAGGCACCCGGUAUUUCAAUUGAGCAAGCCGUUUAAGAAGUCGGCAAGUCUUGGCAUUGUAAAUACUAGGGAUGCAGGAGGAGGAGAAGCUUGGGCUUGA
Messenger RNA from Lathyrus sativus (Indian pea), 1467 nucleotides. NCBI's taxonomy places the organism in Eukaryota, Viridiplantae, Streptophyta, Magnoliopsida, Fabales, Fabaceae. The record is from the annotation of a GenBank genome assembly.